Molecule: messenger RNA, 1092 nt
Organism: Ustilaginoidea virens
Lineage: Eukaryota; Fungi; Ascomycota; Sordariomycetes; Hypocreales; Clavicipitaceae
Exons: 4
Coding region: 1-1092 (363 amino acids)
Biological process (GO): vacuolar acidification; proton transmembrane transport; vacuolar transport
Cellular component (GO): fungal-type vacuole membrane; vacuolar proton-transporting V-type ATPase complex; proton-transporting V-type ATPase, V0 domain
Molecular function (GO): proton-transporting ATPase activity, rotational mechanism
Source: RefSeq, a predicted model, not a curated record
AUGGAGGGGCUCUUCUUCAAUAUCAACAAUGGCUUUGUCGAGGGUAUCGUCCGAGGUUAUCGCAAUGGCCUGCUCACUGGUCCCGCGUACAACAACUUGACCCAGUGUGAGACCAUUGAUGAUCUCAAGCUGCAACUUGGACCUGUCUAUGGCGACUUUCUCGCUUCGCUCCCGCCCAAUCCCUCGACGUCCAGCCUUGCAGCAAAGACGACUGACAAGCUUGUUUCCGAAUUCCGCUAUGUCCGAGCUAAUGCUGUUGGCUCGCUGGCGACCUUCAUGGACUACGUUACGUACGGCUACAUGAUUGACAAUGUUGCACUGCUCAUCACUGGCACGCUCCACGAAAGAGACACCCGUGAACUGCUGGAAAGAUGCCAUCCGCUGGGGUGGUUUGAGACUAUGCCUGUGCUCUGCGUCGCCACCAACAUUGAAGAACUUUAUAACAGCGUUCUUAUUGAGACCCCACUCGCGCAGUACUUCAAGGGCAGUCUUAGCCACCAGGACCUCGACGAGCUCAACAUUGAAAUCGUGCGAAACACCUUGUUCAAGAACUACCUCGAGGAUUUUUACAGCUUUGUCAACUCCCAUCCCGACAUGGCGGGAACGCCAACCGCCGAGGUCAUGUCGGAAAUUCUUGAGUUUGAGGCUGACCGUAGAUCCAUCAACAUCACCCUCAACUCUUUCGGUACCGAGCUGUCCAAGGCGGAUCGUAAGAAGCUCUACCCCAGCUUUGGUAAACUAUAUCCCGAAGGCACACUGAUGCUCUCGCGAGCGGAUGAUGUCGAAGGUGUUCGGUUGGCCGUCGACGGCGUGCACGAUUACAAGACGUUCUUUGAUGCCGCCUCCCUCGGCGGCUCUUCUGGUCCCGGCAAUAUGGGAGGCGGUGCCUCUGACGGCAAGACUUUGGAGGACAUGUUUUACCAGAAGGAGAUGGAAAUUUCAAAGAGUGCCUUUACGAGACAAUUCACUUACGCCAUAGUUUAUGCGUGGGUGAAACUGCGCGAACAGGAAAUCCGAAACAUUACAUGGAUAGCCGAAUGCAUAGCCCAGAACCAGAAGGAUCGCAUUGGUAACUUUAUUAGCGUAUUUUGA